UAGAGUUAGUCUACAUUUUCUCCGAGUCCGUCUUUGCAAUCGCAAUCGCAAAAGUAAUGGCCUUUUCACUCGAUCUACGUAGUUAUCUUCUUCUAAUGCUUUUGAUACUCGGAGUGCCAACAGUGUUCUCAGCCAUCGCAACUAUCACCUAUGCUACGUGCGCCCCCGGCAAUGGCCAGACAUACACAGAGUAUUGUACGAAUGCCAAAUCAACUGAUUGUUGUGACUUUUCUCUUAUGGUUUUUCCUACAUUAAUAAAAAGUGGGCGAUGUUGUUCUCGUCAAACAUGUACCUCUACAAAUCGUGUGCCCAUUGCCGAAGUUUGCUCGUAUUAUACCAAUUCGUAUUGCUGUCAGAGGUUUGACGAUCCAUACUCGAUAUGGUCCACGUGCUGUAAUUGGCUACAUAGUAGCUACCAAAAAAGCGAACGCGUCUCUAAAAGCUCUUUCAGUUCUAAAACAAGCAUGUCAAAAAUGAUGAGCAGUUACAAAAGUGAUAUAUUGAACUAUAUCAGCAGUCUUAACGAUGCAAGUCAGGCCAGUUCGAACAGCAGCUUUUGGGGUCGAUACAGCAGUUCCCGCGCCAGCCAGAGCAGCUGGGAUAGCUAUGUCAGAAGCCUGAGAGGCAACGUGGAUGACAUACGAAGAAGUAUCAGUGAUGGACAAACAAGCAGUGGAAAUGAACCUAGCGGUGGUGGCAUCACGGAAGUGGAAGGUGCCAUCUUUGCAGUAAUGGGUGUUGUCUUCCUCGUCUUGGUGAUCGUCCUGCCGAUAGUUGUUGGCGGAAAGGUGGCAGAGAAAAGAGUCAUGAAGCUACUUCAGGAGCACGCGGACAGACGGAACACCGAAGCUAUGGCAGUGCCCUAUGUCUACGUAAAUGAAGGGCAAGAACCUCACGGAUUCGACGACCAUUCACCAUAAAGACGACAUAGUGGGAAAAGGGAAAACGUCAUUUGUCCCGUUUAAGCACAUGAUUUCUAAAUUUCAACAAAUUUGUUAGUUACAUAUUUUCUUGUAACUCUCUGAACGUCGCACAUCAGGAGUGAAGAUCUCGCGGUUUUAGGGGGAAAUUAGCUGUAGUUUUGAUUGUCUAUGAUCAUCUUUGUACAAAUUAUCUUUAGAUGCAAAGCUCUACCAGUACAACUACAACUUCGAUAAAAUGUACAUAUGAACAUAUUAGAAUAUAAAAUAUUGUUUUUUGUUGUGCAGCUUUGUAGAACUGACCUUACUUCCAUCAAUGCAAUGUAUGGAUAUAAACAACUUGAAGAAGAUACUGGACAUUCGCUCCUACAAAUUGUAAUAAUACAAUUUCGAGCAAAUGAGAAUGAAUUUGUUGACACAGCUUAUUUACGAGAGACACAUCGCCUGCUCUUGCAGUAACAUCUUGUAUGUAUACAAAUUUGUAAAACGCUUCAAAUUUUGCCAAUAAAAACAUUAACAUUGCACAGUA
Messenger RNA from Lineus longissimus, 1449 nucleotides. RefSeq lists its product as uncharacterized. The record is from RefSeq and is a predicted model, not a curated record. The transcript is spliced from 4 exons. NCBI's taxonomy places the organism in Eukaryota, Metazoa, Nemertea, Pilidiophora, Heteronemertea, Lineidae. Bases 57 to 920 code for a protein of 287 amino acids.